Entrophospora sp. SA101 is the source of this 1116-nucleotide messenger RNA. NCBI's taxonomy places the organism in Eukaryota, Fungi, Glomeromycota, Glomeromycetes, Entrophosporales, Entrophosporaceae. The record is from the annotation of a GenBank genome assembly.
AUGAAUGCAAAACCAAGAACUUCUUUCCUUACUCUUCCUACUGAAAUACUUUUACAAAUAUUUUCAUAUCUUGGUUCAGCUCAUCUUAAACAACUUUCCCUUACACAUCUACCAAAAUAUGGCCAGUACUUUAGAAACUUGACAGUUCACGGCCGAGUUUCUCAGGAAUUUAUAGAUAGGCUUGCCGUGUUAUUAAAAAUAUUAGAUGCACGUUGUGAUUGUCUGGAGAAUUUUAGCAUUUUAGUACCAGAACAAACUCCUGGUGUGUUGGAAUUGAAUCCACCAUGUUUAAGUCAAGGACUUAGCAAUAAACAUUUAAGAGCCUUAAAUUUGUUUAUACAUGCAGUGAUUCAAUCUGUAUAUUCGUUAAAUCAUUAUGUAGAAAAAUAUGGAUCACAAAUCACACGAGCGCACAUGUCUUUUGAGGGUUUAUCGGAUGUAUGGGUAGCGCAGCUUUUGAUUAAUUGUCCGUGUUUGCAAGAACUGGUUUUGGAGAGAAAAUAUAUUGAUGACAAUAUAGAAAUAUCCGAUUCUACAUUGGAUAGUAUAGCUUCACUCUCCAAUACAUUAAAAUCGUUAUCUUUUACUACUGCGUGUGAUUCUCCGCUCACAGAAUGGUUCACUUAUGCUGGAUGGAGAAGGAUGCUCGGUGGAACUUCUAAAUUGGAAAAAUUGGAUAUUUCCGGAUUGCAUUUAAAAUUCAUUGCUGCUUUGCUUCCUAUGAUAGCUGAUUUUUAUAAAGAUCAUCCUCUUUGGCUCAAACAUACGGGCCCAUUAAAUAAUAUAGAUUUACGAUCUCGAUACAGGAAUGAACUAGAACUUAUGAACUUAAUAGCCGUUUGUAAAAACAAUUUACUUGGACUUGAAUCAUCAUACAUUAGUGACGCAGUAAUAAAAUGCUUGACUCUUUAUUCACCCGGGAUAAUUAGAUUAUGUAUGACCGGUGAUCUUCUUAAUAGAAGAAAAAGUACUUUAAAUAACAUUGAGAAAAAGCUUUUGAAUUUAGAAACCUUUCAAACUUGGAAGUUGUCCGUUAAAAACUGGCCAAUUGGAUUGUGUAUUCGAUUUGGUAAACCAACAACAUCAUCAAGAAAUAUUAUUAAGAAAUACCAAUAA